CCGUAUUACAUUUGCAGAAUCUUCCACCAAACCAAAGCUGCAGCAGCCAUAGCACCACCACCACCACCACCACCAAUUCCGAUCAAAUCAAAUCAAAUCAGACUCCAUCCCUAUCCCCCUUUGAAUUUCUUGUCUCGGAUCCUCCAUUAGCGUCGCUUUGCGUAUCCACACAAUCAAUUCAAAUCAAUUAUUUGCAGCAGCAGCAGUCCCUUUCAACAUUAACCAAAACCCAUAAAAUCUUUCAUAGUUUCUUGCACCAUCAUGUUUCUUUCCCCUAUAUAUUCUGCCCCACCCCAAUCCCAUCAUCCUUCAGAUUCAGACACCAUUCACUCACUCCAGCUGCGGCAGCAGUGCAGAUAGAUAUUUGAAGGAUACGUAUCAUCUAUAUAUAUAUAUCUUAUCAUCAUCUAUUGUAAAAGAGAAAUGGAAAAUGGCAGCAGCAAGAGCAAGAGCAAGAGCAAGAACGAGGUCCAGCUGACCGUUAAACAAGGGCAGCCCGUGCUGGUGGCGCCGGCGGCGGAGACGGCCAAAGAACACUACUUCCUAUCGAACCUCGACCAGAACAUCGCCGUCACAGUUCGCACCAUUUACUGCUUCAAGUCCGACGAGAGAGGCAACGAAGAUGCCGUCGGGGUGAUCAAGGAUGCCCUGUCGAAGGUUCUUGUCCCCUACUAUCCCCUCGCCGGACGCCUCACCAUCAGCCCUGAAAUGAAGCUCAUUGUCGACUGCACCGGAGAAGGGGCCGUGUUUGUCGAGGCCGAGGCCGAGUGCGAGCUCCAGCAACUUGGCGACAUCACCAAGCCUGACCCCGUCACUCUCGGCAAGCUCGUUUACGACGUCCCCGGCGCACAAACUAUACUCGACAUCCCUCCUCUCAUCGCCCAAGUGACCAAGUUCAAAUGUGGAGGCUUUGUUCUCGGAUUGUGCAUGAAUCACUGUAUGUUCGACGGGAUUGGAGCAAUGGAAUUCGUCAAUUCUUGGGGCCAAACGGCGAGGGGAAUUCCCCCGAAGGUGCCGCCGUUUAUGGACCGAAGCAUCCUCAAAGCCAGAAAUCCGCCAAAGUUGGAAUACCCUCACCACGAGUUCGCCGAGAUUGACGACAUUUCGAAUACUUGGCAGCUCUACAAAGACGAAGACAUGCUUUUCAAGUCCUUCUGCUUCGACCCCGACAAGCUCGACCGCCUCCGAAAAGCAGCCCUCAAAGACGAUCAUCGUCUCCAAAAGUGCACAACCUUCGAAGCCCUCUCGGCAUUCGUGUGGCGCGCUCGCACGCAAGCAUUAAACCUGAAGCCCGAUCAGCAGACCAAACUCCUCUUCGCCGUCGACGGACGGUCCCGAUUCAAUCCCCCGAUCCCCGACAAGUACUUCGGCAAUGCGAUUGUGCUGACCAACUCGCUCUGCGCCGCGGGCGAGUUGACGGAGAAUGAGCUGUCGUUCGCCGUGAAACUUGUUCAGGAGGCGGUGGGAAUGGUGGACGACGGAUAUAUGAGGUCGGCUAUCGAUUACUUCGAGGCGACUCGCGCGAGGCCGUCUCUGACGGCGACGCUGCUCAUCACGACGUGGUCGAGGCUGUCUUUCCACACGACGGAUUUUGGUUGGGGAGAGCCGACGCUGUCGGGGCCGGUGGCCUUGCCGGAGAAGGAGGUGGUGCUGUUUCUUUCUCAUGGGAAGGAAAGGAAGAGCAUCAACGUGCUUCUGGGAUUGCCGGCCCCUGCGAUGGACAGAUUUGAACAGCUCGUCGACACCAUAUAGCCAUGAAUAAAAUGAGCCUUUUCUUGCAUUAAUUAUUGUCUAUUUAUUUCCAAUUCUCAUAUUUGUGAUUUGUUCUUUGUUUGUUUGUUUUUCUGUGGGUUUACUGUUUUUGUUGGUCGCUAUUACUGCUCGUCUUGAUGUUGGUGUUUAAUGCCAGUGGCGGUACCUCAUUCUGUUCAGCUGAAUUAAUACAGAUAAUGCAGUCACUUCGUACGUUCGAUAUUAUGACAUCAGUUACCAAUGACU
Andrographis paniculata is the source of this 1998-nucleotide messenger RNA. Its product is annotated as omega-hydroxypalmitate O-feruloyl transferase-like. Gene Ontology annotation, molecular function: acyltransferase activity, transferring groups other than amino-acyl groups. Lineage: Eukaryota; Viridiplantae; Streptophyta; Magnoliopsida; Lamiales; Acanthaceae. The coding region runs from base 424 to 1752 and encodes 442 amino acids. The transcript is spliced from 3 exons. The record is from RefSeq and is a predicted model, not a curated record.